Messenger RNA from Elgaria multicarinata webbii, 560 nucleotides. RefSeq names its product tubulin polymerization-promoting protein family member 2-like. Gene Ontology annotation, molecular function: tubulin binding. Gene Ontology annotation, cellular component: microtubule. The record is from RefSeq and is a predicted model, not a curated record. NCBI's taxonomy places the organism in Eukaryota, Metazoa, Chordata, Lepidosauria, Squamata, Anguidae. Gene Ontology annotation, biological process: microtubule bundle formation; positive regulation of protein polymerization; microtubule polymerization.
AUGUCAGAAAUGGAAAAGGCCUUCCGUCGGUUUGCCAUAUAUGGAGACACAGCUGCCACCGGCAAUGACAUGACUGGCAAGAACUUCUCCAAGAUGUUGAAGGAGUGUGGCGUGAUGGACGGGAAGGCUGUCACCUCCACUGACGUGGACAUCGCCUUCAACAAAGUCAAGACCAAGGGGGCUCGUAACAUCAACUACGUUGAGUUCCUGCAAGCCAUUAAGAUGCUGAGCAGCAAGCACUUCAAGGAGAAGUCACCUGAGGAGGCUCUGCUGGCCACGUUCAAGUUGAUGGAGGGCAAAGAGCCAGCCAACGUGGGUGCAACAAAAUCUGUCACGGUCGGUGUGGUGGACAGACUGACAGACACCAGCAAAUACACAGGCUCCCACAAGGAACGUUUUGGAAAGGGAAAAGGAAUAGCCGGGCGUGCAGACCUGGCCAACAACAGUGGCUACGUUGGGGCCUACAAGGGGUCUGGCACAUAUGACAAGUCCCACUAGAGGGUUGUGGAACUCCUGGCCCUAUAGACGUUGCUGGUCUGCAUCAUCUCUGACCAUUGGGC